This is a messenger RNA of Yarrowia lipolytica CLIB122, 1068 nucleotides long. RefSeq lists its product as uncharacterized. The record is from RefSeq and is a predicted model, not a curated record. Lineage: Eukaryota; Fungi; Ascomycota; Dipodascomycetes; Dipodascales.
AUGGAACAGAUCACGUCCGAGAAAUUGUGGGCAUGGGGCAAGCCAUUUCUGCCUGUGCUUCUCACAUGGUUCAUCCCCAAGCUCACGCAAACAUACCACAAAAUCCGAAAUCCCCCUGCAAAACUCCGGGCUCUGCGGUCACCACUCACAAAAACACAUGCAUUGGUAAUUCUGUUAUUGCUAGCAACAGCCGCCCUGCAACUAGCCUACGCCUACUCGCGCCAUUAUGAAAACGUGGUUCUGCUGACCGGCUCCCGAAUGCAGACCUCUGGAUCGGUCGUCAUGUCGAGACUCAAGAAGAUCCGAGCUGUGGCGGCUGGCAUGAAUCCCAAGGACUACCAGCUGAGUGAUCGGGAGGAGGCCUUCUUCAAGGUGUACCAGACCGAUAAGGGAAGGGCCCUGUAUACUGUGUUUGGUCCUGACGUUCUGGCCGACUGCAAGUGGUGCCACCCUGAGUCCCAAUCGUCCUAUUUCCUCUAUUCCAUUCCCAACGCUGUCGCCGCCUACGUCAUUAACCUGCUCGUCACCGGAAUCGCCACCUCAUCGUCAAUUUCGUUUCAGGCCAACUCGUGGCGAAAAACCGUGCUCUACAUCUCGUUCUUCCUUCUGACUCUCGAUCUGCUUCGAAUCAACUCUCAGACCGGUCUCGAGAACCUCACUCGGCCUAACAACAAGGUGGAGUGGUACUUCCAGAUCCUGCCUGUGUGGCGAGCACAGAUCCUUGCCGGUAUGGAUGUCAUUCUCGGCAUCUGUAUGUUCCUGUCCACUACUGGUCGUCUUUUCCACACUCCUGAGCCCCUGUUCCCUCGUGUCACCAAGUGGUCAAACCAGCUCAAGACCGCGGGAGACCGAGCCAAGGCCGCAAUUAUGAUUAAGCGAUCUGUGCUCAAGCACCCUGAGCUGGCGGCACAGGAAGUGGACUUCUUCGACAAGUUCAAGGCCAAGGAGCUGGAGAUUGCGUCCAACGAAAAGAUCCAGCAGUCGCGAGAGUCUGCUAUCCAGCGAACCAACAUGAACCAGGCCAGAGCCGACCUCACCUCGUUCUACGAUAACGCCGUCAACAUGUAG